Messenger RNA from Leptopilina boulardi, 4157 nucleotides. RefSeq names its product hemicentin-2-like. Gene Ontology annotation, molecular function: protein binding. The transcript has 14 exons. Lineage: Eukaryota; Metazoa; Arthropoda; Insecta; Hymenoptera; Figitidae. The coding region runs from base 549 to 3347 and encodes 932 amino acids. The record is from RefSeq and is a predicted model, not a curated record.
ACGGCAGAGAGCGAAAUCUCGCCGAUGUCUCUUGGUUGUAUCCGCACGUUUACUAGCCUCUCUUCAUAUAUAUCUCUCUCUCAAUAAAACGCGCGCGCGAAAUUUUAACGGUUCAUCAUCAUUUUUUUUUUUUUUUUGCGUGAAAAAAAAAUCAUCUCCUUAAAGCAUUUAAAAAAAAUCGCUAGUGUUUUGAAAAAAAAAAGAAAAUAGUGUUACUGUGUUGUGUUUUGCAAAAAAAAAAAAAUAUUCUUAUUUUUUUUCUUAAAUUUCAUUUUUCCAAAUGGUUAAAAAAAAUUUCCAAUGGAAGUAUCAGUGGUGUGAGAAAUAGUGUUUGGAAGAGAAAUUUUAUUUGGUGUUUCUUUUUGUUUUUUGUUUUUCAUCUGAUUAAUGAUGAUCUUGCGGGAGUUUUUGGAAGAUGAGAAAUGAAGAACUAGGAACCUUUUUUUGGGGGGGUGGGUGUAAAAAAUGUUUGUGGUUUUUUUAAAAAAAAAAAAAUUAGGCUAAUAAUGGUGAAGAAAAGUUGUUCAUGAGAGAAAAAGAGAGGGAUCAUGAUUCAUUUACGGAUGUGUGCGUGGAAUCGAGGAUGGUCCACAAGUUCGAGACACUUCAACAUUCUUUUGAUUCCAUUUUUACCACUUUGGAUUAUCGGUGCACUCUCCGUGAAAGACAUUCCUACAUCGCAUAUUGUUGCUCUGGCUGGAGAUACCACUUAUCUACCCUGCGACAUAUCAACAAAUCACGAAGGGGAUGCUGUACAUCUUGUACUGUGGUAUCGUGAAGAUCUUGGAACAUCGGUGUCAAUAUACAGCAUCGAUGCAAGGGAAAAAGGUGUUGUCCGUGCGGAAAAAUGGUCAGACGAUACAGUUUUCUCUGGCAGAGCAUAUUUUAUGCCAGAAAGAACACCCGCGGAAUUAGGAGUGGAUCACAUUAGAUUUGAGGAUGCCGGUAUCUACAGGUGUCGUGUUGACUUUCAAAUUGGUCAGACACGCAACUCCAAAGUCAAUUUAACGGUUAUAGUUCCACCUCACAGGAUUGUGAUAACAAGGGAAAAUAACAACGUGACAGAUUCGAAUGUUGGUCCUUAUACCGAGGGUGAUACCCUGAAACUCUCGUGCGAUGUUUAUGGAGGUAAACCAGCACCAACAGUGACAUGGUAUCGUAAUGACAAUUUUGUGAACAUCAAAACAGUGACAGUGCACAACCGUAACGGAGUACCCGUGAUACGUAGUGACAUCGAGAUAAAAAAUUUGGGACGUGCUGAUGUGCGUACCGAACUGACCUGCAACGCAACGAAUAACAAUAGAUCGCUACCUCUAUCCUCAACAGUACACGUUGAUAUGAAUUUCAUCCCAUUGGAAGUUCGGAUCGAUGGUGCUAACCAACCCUUAUCCUCCAACAAGAAAUACGACUUAGUUUGCCUGACUUUUGGUUCUCGGCCACCAGCUCUCGUCUCUUGGUGGAGAAAUGAAGAACGCUUGCAACACUCAACAGCAACGACUUCAAGCGAUGGUAACACAACUACAAGCGUGUUGCCUUUUAUUCCAACGAAAGAAGACGCUGGCAAACAUUUAUCAUGUCGUGCUGAAAAUCCAAUCAUGCCCUCCGCACCGAUAGAAGACGUCUGGACACUAGAAAUACAAUAUGUACCAGAAACGAAAAUUAGACUUGGGACACCAUUGAAUCCUGAUACAAUUCGUGAAGGGACUGAUGUUUAUUUUGACUGUUUAAUUAAAGCUGAACCAUCGGUCUAUAAAGUUGAAUGGAGACACGAGGGAAAGACACUUCAUAACAAUAUUCCAUUGGGAAUUAUAAUAAGUAAUCAAAGUCUCGUUCUCCAAGGAGUCGAGAGAAAAAGUGCGGGAAAUUAUACAUGCGUUGGUUAUAAUACCGAAGGUGAUGGUGAAAGUUCACCAUUUUAUCUCAAUGUUAUGUUCGCACCAACAUGUAAGCCUAAUCAAAUAAAAAUACAUGGAGUUGCAAAGCAAGAGAGAGCGAAUAUAUCCUGUCAAGUUGAUGCAAAUCCUUCAAAAGUUGAAUUUCGAUGGACCUUCAAUAAUUCAGCAGAGAGUAUGGAUGUUGCCUCGGGACAUAUUGCGAGAGUUGGAACUUCAUCAAUUGUUUCCUAUACGCCAAUGAAUGAACUUGAUUAUGGAACUCUCCUUUGUUGGGCUUCCAAUGAAAUUGGACAUCAGCAAGUGCCGUGUGUAUAUCACAUUAUUCCCGCAGGUCGACCUGACAUGGUUCAUAAUUGCACCAUCUCCAACUCGUCGACAAAUUCCUUUAGUGUAAAGUGUACAGAGGGCUUUAACGGUGGUCUACCUCAAACCUUCCUCCUUGAGGUGAGGGAAACUAAUAGCCAGGAACUGAAGGCAAACCUGUCUUCUCCUGUUCCUCGAUUUAGUGUUACAAAUCUCGAUUCCGGAGCACUUUAUCAAGCCUGCGUGUAUGCGUACAAUGAUAAAGGACGAAGUGAACCAUUAGUUGUUCAAGCCGGAACUGUUCGGUCACCGGAGAAGCAGCUUACAUCCGAAACAGAGAGGCCAAGGCAACCGAUAAAAUUAAUACCAAUGUUAAGUGUUAUAAUUGCUGUCGUCGCGGCACUUGUAAUUGUCGCUGUUAUUGUCAUGGUUCUUAUGAAAUUACAACAUUCACAUGGUGAUGAUCAGAGUAAACCACACGUGGAGAAUCAUGAAAAAGUCACAAAAAAUAUUCCCAUUCAACGUGAACUACGAUUUCGAGAAGGAAGCAAUGUGAUAACAGAUGAAAAAUAUCCCACAAGUCCCUUUAGGAAAUUAGAUCCAAAUGGCGAUGUUAGCGAGAGUGAUGAGAAAAAUCCCGAUAUAAUACCCCAACAAAUUACAGAGGAAUCGAUUUUCAUUCUUUUAGGGGACGAACCCUCGGACUAUUUACGAAAACGUCGUCUUAUCUCAACGAUAGAAACAUCGCCAGCGAGAAGUCUAACAGAACGCUCAAGUUCCUCAAUGAGUACGCACGGGAAUUUUGGCUAUUGCACCAUUCGCAAUGGACUUCCACUUCGUGAACUCUCAAAUAUAUCAACGAAGCACAAAAACUUUCAGCCGAUAGUUAGUGAAGUUUACGAAAGUGGAAUGUGCACUCUGCCAAGGCAACAUUGGCCAAGUCAUAGUGUUCAAUCGAUGACAAUGGGAGGAAUAAGUCCAUCGGUUUUAUACAAAAGUAUGAAUGUGGUGAAUCGAACUUGUCCAGGUAGUAUAAUUUUGCCAAAGGAAGUUGAAGCCAGAAUUCCAGGCCAAUGCUGUAUUCAAUCGCAAAAAGAGACAUCACUUGGCACUCCAGUUGUUAUGACCAAAAGAGAGAGUUCAGUGUGACCCUAAAUCACACACCGAGACUCAAAAUCGGGACUAGGAAUUAAUCAUUUCCAUCAUGCGGAAUGAAAGGAACAAUUUUCUAGAAUAACGGAGAGAAGAGAAUUAAAAAAGGUAAAAAUUAUUAUUGAAUGAAUACAGAAUUAAAAAAUUUUCUAGAAUUUAUUUCCAGAAUGUGUGACAUAGUUUUUCUUUUUUUGAGAGAGAGAGAAAAUAAAUGAUUUUAUCAUCCAACGAUUUUUGUAAUUAAUUCAAAUCACUAUGUUCAAUCAAGUGCCCUUUUACAUCGAAGGAAACUCGAAGUUAUACUUUUAAAAAAAUAAAAACUAUUAUUAUUAUAAAAAAUGAGAAUGUACGAAUUUUCGAGAGCGUUUUUGUGUGUAUUGUAAAUAUUUUGAAAACAAGAAUAUUUUAUACAAGAUUGCUAGUGAUAUAUAAAAAGAAAAUCCCUUUAAUUAUAUAUAUAUAUAUAUAUAUAUAUAUAAAAUAUGUACAAUAUUCAAGUUUGCGAUAUCGAAUAUAUGAGUAAAACUGGUACAUGUCUAUGUAAAUUUACUAUGUAAAAAGUUAAAAUGAAAGAAAGGAAAAAAAAACAUGAGCACAGUCAGGAAUAAAGUGGACUUGACGAUGUUCAAUUUUUGGCAAAGGAAACAUAUCUGAGCGAAAAGUAUUAUAACUAUGUAAGGGGGGAAAUUUAUUAUUCGGUCCAAUUUAUUCUUAAAUGGUCUCGCAAUUUCUUUUUCACUUAUCUGUACAAUAGAAAGAGGCGAAUAUUUUCUUUAUUCGAUUUUUUUACUAUAAAAAAUUUAACAA